Scylla paramamosain (green mud crab) is the source of this 1859-nucleotide messenger RNA. RefSeq names its product putative mediator of RNA polymerase II transcription subunit 26. NCBI's taxonomy places the organism in Eukaryota, Metazoa, Arthropoda, Malacostraca, Decapoda, Portunidae. The transcript is spliced from 3 exons. Bases 77 to 1690 code for a protein of 537 amino acids. The record is from RefSeq and is a predicted model, not a curated record.
GGAGUGAUUCGAAGCAUCUGAAAGUAUAUAUAGCAGUGGUGCAAGGUGAUCGCACACUCUUUGCUGCCACCGCUCGAUGAACAUCAAGGUGGUGUCCCUCCUGGCUGUGGCGGCAGCUGCCGCCGCCAUGCCACAGCAGUACGGCCAGCAGGAUUCGUACAACCCUUACUCCAGAGUGGCCUACAACCCAUACAAGCCACGCGAAGUCAAGUACGAGUACAAUUACGGACCGACCCAGUACUUCAAGAGAGAAACGACUCCUCCAAGACAAGGUUACGGUGUCCCUACCAGAGUGUUCAAGGGAAAAGGUACUGCUCAGGUGCAGGUUGCGGAUAGCUACAUCGCCGGCGCAGAUGACUUCAAGCAUGAGACUGCUGACAGCGAAGAGCACCAGCACCAGCACCAGUACCAGCAACAGUACCAGCAGCAGCACCAGCGCCAGCGCCAGCACCAGCAGCAGCACAAGCACCAGCGCCAGCACCAGAAGCAACACCAGCACCAGUACCAGCACCAGCAGGAGGAGCACCACCAACAGGAGCACCAACAGCAGAAGCAGUACCAGCAGCCGCACCAUCAGGAGCACCAACACCAGAAGCAGUACCAGCAGCCGCACCAUCAGGAGCACCAGCAGCCGCACCAUCAGGAGCACCAGCAGCAGCACCACAAGCAGCAGCACUCGCAGGAGCACCAGCAGCAGCACCACCCCCAGCAGCAGCACCAGCAGGAGCACCAGCAGCAGCAGCACCAGCAGGAGUACCAGCAGCAGCACCACCCCCAGCAGCAGCACCAGCAGGAGUACCAGCAGCAGCAGCACCACCAGCAGCAGCACCAGCAGGAGCACCAGCAGCAGCAGCACCAGCAGCAGCAAAAGCACCACGCCCAGGACCACUCGACACACAGCCACGACGAGGAGGAGCCCUGUGACUACCUAUUUGGCUCCGGCGCCUACAGCUCAUAUGACUUCUGGAAAGAGUCCAGCGAAUCAGAAGAGUCCGAUUCCAGUUCAAAGGAGUCCAAAUCCAAAGAGUCCAAAGAGCACAAGUCAAGUUCUUACAAGUCACAUAAGUCCAAAUCCGGUUCUGAAGAGUCAGAUGAGUCCAAAUCCGGUUCUCAUGAAUCUGAUGAGUCCAAAUCUAAAGAGUCUAAAUCUAAAGAGUCUAAAGAGUCAGAUGAAUCAAAGGAGUCCAAAUCUAAAGAGUCAAAGGAAUCUGAGUCUAAAGAGUCAAAGGAGUCCAAAUCUAAAGAAUCAAAGGAGUCCAAAUCUAAAGAGUCAAAGGAGUCCAAAUCUAAAGAGUCAAAGGAGUCCAAAUCUAAGGAGUCAAAGGAGUCCAAAUCUAAGGAGUCAAAGGAGUCCAAAUCUAAAGAAUCAAAGGAGUCCAAAUCUAAAGAGUCAAAGGAGUCCGAGUCAGGUUCUUACGAGUCCAGCUCUCAUGAACACCACUCUGAAAAGAAAAAGGAGACAAAGACAAAAUACAAGCUCGGGUCUCGUGAGUCGGGCGAGUCCACCUCCUUCUACUUGCCACUGUACGGCUUCAGACCCACCAACAACUACAAAUAUUCGGGUCACUCCAGCGAGUUUUACCACAGCUCUGAGGAGAAGAGUUCCCACAAACACGGGUCGCCUUUCAUCGCAAGUUAUAAACCCGAAAUAAAGUACAUGCCUGUGUAUAAUUACGGAACAUAUUCAUAGGGCUCCUCCGCCGGCCUGGUUGAGCCGGGCACGGCAUUAUUGUUGUAGUGUCUCAUCAAAAAUCUCAUGUGCUUCAUCUCAUGCUGCUGAUGUCAUGAUAGCCCUCUCUCGCUCAAGUAUCAUACAUAUCCUUUAUAUUUUUUAUAAUAAAUAUAAGAAUUUAAUCAAA